This is a messenger RNA of Ictidomys tridecemlineatus (thirteen-lined ground squirrel), 2298 nucleotides long. RefSeq names its product poliovirus receptor homolog. The record is from RefSeq and is a predicted model, not a curated record. Gene Ontology annotation, cellular component: plasma membrane; focal adhesion; apical junction complex. Gene Ontology annotation, molecular function: cell adhesion molecule binding. Gene Ontology annotation, biological process: acrosome assembly; positive regulation of natural killer cell mediated cytotoxicity directed against tumor cell target; positive regulation of mast cell activation. Lineage: Eukaryota; Metazoa; Chordata; Mammalia; Rodentia; Sciuridae.
UACCUCCGACGUCCGCGGAGGAGCAGCCAGAGUCCAACCCGCAGAUCGCAGCGGCGCUCUGGGCCUGCGACACCGAGGAACCAACAUGGUCUCACCCCUGGCUCUGCUGGCGCUGCUGGCGCUGUCCUGGGCGACCCGGGGAGCCGGAACUGGGACUGUCGUGGUCCAGGCCCCUGCUCAGGUGAGCGGCCUCCUGAACGGCUCUCUGUUACUGCCCUGCCACCUGCAGCCUCUGGAGCCCAAUGCGCAGGUGACCCAGGUGACAUGGAUGCGACAAGACUCUGAAGGAGGCCUCCACAAAGUGGCGGUCCGCCACCCGACGAGGGGCCCCAGCCUGGCGGAGCCGGAGCGGAUCAGGUUCGCGAGCGCGGAUCUGCUGGACGCCUCGCUCAGGGUGUCCGAGCUGCGCGCCGAGGACCAGGCCAACUACUCCUGCCAGUUCGCCACCUUCCCCAUGGGCAGCGGGACCGCGUGGACCUGGCUCCGAGUGCUCGCCAAGCCCCAGAACACAGCAGAGGCCCAGGAGGUCCCGCUGAGGCCAUCCACCGGGGAGCCUGUGCCCGUGGCCCGCUGCAGCUCCAAAGGGGGGCGUCCAUCCGCCAACGUCACCUGGUCCCCAUUCCUGAAUGGCUCAGCCAAGAACACCGUGGAGCCAGGACCCCUCCCGGGCACGUACACCGUCCUCAGCGUCUUCACACUGGUGCCCUCCCGCCUGGCAGAUGGCGGGAACAUCACCUGCAGGGUGGAGCACGAGAGCCAGGAGGAGCCUGACCUGCUGCCGGUGACCCUCGCUGUGCCCUACCCCCCUGAGGUCACCAUCUCUGGCUAUGACAACAACUGGUACGUGGGCCAAGAUAAGGGCACCCUGAGCUGUGAGGCACGCAGCAACCCAGAGCCCACAGACUACGCCUGGGACACGACCACAGGUCCCCUGCCAUCCUUUGCUGUGGCCCAGGGCACCCAGCUCCUGAUCUCCACCAACCAAGUGAUCAACAUGACCUUCGUCUGCCGCGUCACCAACGCCCUGGGGACAAGUCAGAAGGAACAGACCAUCCUAGUCCAAGACCGAAAGGGGUCUCCCCUGAGCCCCAGCGCCAUCAUCGGCAUCGUUGUCGCCCUCUUCAUCCUCUUCGUCCCAUGGAUCGUUUAUUUCAUACUGCACAGGUGCCGUGAUCGCAACCGCGACCCACCCAGACCUUCAGAGAACGGGGACGUGUCCUACUCCCAGGUUCAGAGGGACGACCCCCUGGAUGGGCCAGCCGAAAGCACAAGGUGACAGUGUCAGCACUGAACAGAGGGACAGAACUGCUUAGGCCGGAGCCUCGCUGACAGGACCCCACCCGAUGGUGGAAGACCCCUGCAGCCGGCCAGGCCGCCCGCGCACACCUGCAGCCUGUCCCCUCACGGUGCAGUGGGCGGCUGCCUCUUUCUGGGCUCCGUCACUUGCAAGAAGAAUCCACAGGCCUCCAAGAAACCGCUCGCCUCACUCAGGAGAGCGCCAGCUCACGACGACAGGUCACCAUCAGCCAAGAGGACAGCACCCAGCAGGUCUGGGGGAGCCAGCAGGGGCUCCUCCUCCUGCCUCUCCCGGGACUCCCGGGGUCAGCACUGAAUGCCCCCAGCACCGAUGUGACCUGUGGCCAGGGAAGCUCACCAGCGACCGGAGGGUCCCGACUUUUGUUUGUUUUUAUUGUGGUGAUUGUUGUUUUGAACUGGGAUUGGACCCAGGGACACUUAAGCACUGAGCCACGUCCUUUUUUAUAUUUUAUUGAGAGACAGGGCCUCGCUGAGUUGCUGAAGGCUAAGUUGCUGAGGCUGGCUUUGAACUCGGGAUCCUCCUGCCUCAGCCUCCUGAGCCAUUGGGUUUACAGGAGGGCGCCACCGCGUGUCCUGGCUUUUUAUUGGCAAGGUCAGACCCUGUGCCCAGCAGCUAUGCCGCCCUGGGACGCAGAGGCGCUCGGCAGGCCGCACUGACGCUGCUGAACUUAUCAUCAUUUUUGACUUCUGUAGAUGGACACCUGCCUCCAUCUUACUGGCUCCUUAUCAUUUAUACUUGGUGCUGAGUAUGGAACCCGGUGCUCACACACCAAGAGACUUGGGACUUUUAAAGUUGACUGUGAAAGGCCUGCGGAGGCGGGGGUGUGGCUCAGGGCUAGGGGACAGGAGUGAGGGACCAGGCCGAGGUCCACACUGCUGGAGAGUCGAGGGAAGGAUUGAUUUCCAUAUAUUUAUUUAUUUAAGUAAAAUUUAUUUAAUAAAUAAAUAAAAUUUAUUUAAAUAAACCCUUAGUUUAUUUAA